GGCUCUGGGCGCGGGGCGGGACUCCGGGGCGCGGGGCGGGCGUGCUAGGGCCCCGCCGCCCUGGCCUGCCGUGCCUUGCGCUGCGCGCUCAGCAUGGCGGUCCCCGCGCCGCGGCGGCUGGCAGCGCUGGCCCUGGUCCUGGCGCUGGCCCCGGGGCUGCCGACAGCCCGGGCCGGGCAGACGCCGCGCCCUGCCGAGCGGGGGCCCCCAGUACGGCUUUUCACCGAGGAGGAGCUGGCCCGCUAUGGCGGGGAGGAGGAAGAUCAGCCCAUCUACUUGGCAGUGAAGGGAGUGGUGUUUGAUGUCACCUCCGGAAAGGAGUUUUAUGGACGAGGAGCUCCCUACAAUGCCUUGACGGGGAAGGACUCCACUAGAGGAGUAGCCAAGAUGUCCUUGGAUCCUGCAGACCUCACCCAUGACACUACUGGUCUCACGGCCAAGGAACUGGAGGCCCUGGAUGAGGUCUUCACCAAAGUGUACAAAGCCAAAUACCCCAUCGUCGGCUACACUGCCCGGAGAAUUCUCAAUGAGGAUGGCAGCCCUAACCUGGACUUCAAGCCUGAAGACCAGCCCCAUUUUGACAUCAAGGACGAGUUCUGAUGUUCCACCUGCAGGAGCAGGUUCUUGGGAGCAUGAGGCAGGAAGACACUAGGUGCUGAAUCUCCUGCAAAACUGGCUGCCUGGAGGCCCUGAGCCACCCAGAUCCGAAUAAAACAGAUGCUUUCCCUGGAAGAGCAAAUGCCUCCUGUUGUCCUUGGUCAGGGGUUCUGUCUACCUGGGGACCCCUGUCCGCACACCAGGGAUCAAUAAGAGCCAAAGUGGGACACCUCCUAGAUGUCAGUAUCAGCUGGAAUUUUGAGCGACCUUUACUUUAUACUUUUCUGUGCUUGACAGAUUUUCAGCCAUGACCAUGUUCACUUUAUAAUCAAAACAAAAAUAAAGGUCCCAUUUUUACAAAA
Molecule: messenger RNA, 959 nt
Organism: Nomascus leucogenys (northern white-cheeked gibbon)
Lineage: Eukaryota; Metazoa; Chordata; Mammalia; Primates; Hylobatidae
Gene: NENF
Product: neudesin neurotrophic factor
Cellular component (GO): membrane; endomembrane system
Source: RefSeq, a predicted model, not a curated record